Messenger RNA from Morchella importuna, 420 nucleotides. RefSeq lists its product as uncharacterized. Bases 1 to 420 code for a protein of 139 amino acids. Gene Ontology annotation, biological process: pyruvate import into mitochondria. The transcript has 6 exons. Lineage: Eukaryota; Fungi; Ascomycota; Pezizomycetes; Pezizales; Morchellaceae. The record is from RefSeq and is a predicted model, not a curated record. Gene Ontology annotation, cellular component: mitochondrial inner membrane.
AUGGCUUCAAUGAUAUCCGCCCUCAACGCCAAAAUCCGGAGCAAUCCGACGACAAACUACAUUUGCUCCACCCAUUUCUGGGGACCGGUUUCCAACUUUGGAAUCCCCGUCGCAGCAGUGUUGGACAUUACCCGAAAGGACCCUGAGGUUAUCUCAGGAAAGAUGACCGCUGCGCUUCUCGUCUACUCUGCUGUCUUCAUGAGAUACUCAUUGGCUGUUACUCCUAAGAACUACCUCCUCUUCGGAUGCCACUUUGUCAACGAGGCUGCCCAGCUCGCCCAGAGCUACCGUUACCUUAACUACUGGAACUACGGAGGUCAUGAGGCCUCGCUCGCGAAAAAGGCAAAGGAGGCCGAAAACGCCAUCCUCGAGAAGGCAAAGGAGAUCGUCCCUGAGGCCAUCAAGGGUACUUCUAAAUAG